Molecule: messenger RNA, 669 nt
Organism: Anopheles coustani
Lineage: Eukaryota; Metazoa; Arthropoda; Insecta; Diptera; Culicidae
Exons: 2
Coding region: 1-669 (222 amino acids)
Source: RefSeq, a predicted model, not a curated record
AUGAAUUUGCAACAGGUUGUCCUCAGUCUCGGUGUGUUCGCAACGCUUCUGCGCGACCGGUGCUAUGGCGACGAGGAUACGGAGCACGUACACAUCAAGCUGCACGUACCGGAGAUCAUCAACCGCCACGUGCACGUCAAGACGAAGUACAUGCACGUGUACCAUCCGAAAAAGAUCGUCCAGGAAAUGCCACCGACCUUCCCGGAGCAACAACAGCCCCAGCACCAGCAACUGAUCGACCCAGCCAGCAUGUGGAUACCGUCGGGCGCUAUGCCUGCCCCCGCUCCACCCCUCGCACCGACGUCCGCAAUGGCGGCUGCCUUUUCGUCAAUGGUGCAGGAGAAGCUAUCGUCCCAGCUGGCGCAGGAGCUGAUGAUGCGCUACCGGAACCUCGAGACGCCCUCGUCCUCGGCGCUCGGGGAGUCGGCCACCUCGGAGGCGGACUAUCUGCGCGAUUACUAUCGGCAGCAGCGGAAACUCUCCGACCAGCUGAUGCUGCAGGAGGCAAUGCAGUUGCCGAACUUUGCGCAAACCAAGUACCUUUCGAGCAUGGGCUGGGACUGGGAUAAAUCGUUCGGUGUGAAGCCAUCGGACGCCGCUGAUCAGCCGCUGCCGAUGAAAAAGUCGAAAAAGAAGAAGAAGGACUUUAAAACCUACGGCGGGCUGUAG